AUGAGAUGUUUCACAUUCCAGGAUUUUCAACUAGCACCUAUGUUUAAAGAGUUAGAGCAUAUUGUUAGAAUCCCUAUGAAGAACAAGUUGUCAUUUAGGGGUAUGGAAGUGUCUCUCAAGCACGAGGUUAAAAUUGUUGCCCUUCAUAUGGAUAAGAAUGAUGUUACCUCUAAUUUUGAAGCCAAAGCAAACACCAAAGGGUUCCCACUCAAGUUUCUCAUAAAGAGGGCCUAUAUUCUUUUGGAUGCUCAUAUUUGGGAGGCAUGUUGUGUUGUGAUUGCGUUAUCUAUCUAUGGAAUCAUUUUGUUCCCAAACUUGGAUAAUUUCAUAGACAUGACUGCUAUUAGUAUCCUCAUUAUGAAGAAUCUAAUGCCCACCCUUUUGGCUGAUAUGUACUAUUAUUUGAGUUUAAGGCAUACGAAAAAAGGAGGGAUGAUUGCUUAUUGUGCUCCUCUGCUAUAUAAAUGGGAAUACGAUGGUAUAAAGAUUAUAUCCAACUAUGGGUACUUCCCAAACAUACCAGUCAUUGGGACUCGAGACUGCAUCAAUUCCAAUCCAAUCCUAUCUAUAAGUCAACUUGGGUACCCAAUGGAGGGUCCUCCCGAGGAGAAAUCAUUGGAAGCUUUUCUACUACAUGACUUGGGGGUUGGGAAUUCUAUCUUGUUCAAGAGGAUUAAGAAAGCAUGGGAGAAUGCCAAUAAGAAAGGAAAAGCUGACAUAGGAAGGAAGAACUGUAUCACAAAGGAAUCUUACUUCCAGUGGAUAAGGGAAAUGUUGAAGUUGAUUAAGAUAUCUUUUAGUAUUGAGAUGCCUUUUCCACUUCCGGAGCCUAAGCCUACUCACAUCCCUAUUGAAGAGGCAGAGUAA
Lathyrus oleraceus (garden pea) is the source of this 867-nucleotide messenger RNA. RefSeq lists its product as uncharacterized. The record is from RefSeq and is a predicted model, not a curated record. The transcript is spliced from 2 exons. Lineage: Eukaryota; Viridiplantae; Streptophyta; Magnoliopsida; Fabales; Fabaceae. Bases 1 to 867 code for a protein of 288 amino acids.